Messenger RNA from Gongylonema pulchrum, 294 nucleotides. Lineage: Eukaryota; Metazoa; Nematoda; Chromadorea; Rhabditida; Gongylonematidae. The record is from the annotation of a GenBank genome assembly.
UUGCUCUGUGGACAAAUACGUGUUGCUGGAUUUGGAAUACACAAACGAUUUGAUGGCCGGUCAAGAAGCACAUGUUUUUAAAUUUGCCGACCGUCCAGCACUCUACUUUAACUGCCAGCUGGAGCUGACGAUGAAGGAUCGGCAACGUGGAUGCGCAGGCGCGCGGCCCAUCUGCAAGGGUCAAGUGAGAGUGGAGCCGUCAGCACAAACCUACGAGCAGUCAGCAAAUGUGGAGGAAGAGUACAGUAGCGCCAGCGGAUUAUCAAAACCGACAGCAGAGUUAUCCAAGUAAAA